Molecule: messenger RNA, 3055 nt
Organism: Anarrhichthys ocellatus (wolf-eel)
Lineage: Eukaryota; Metazoa; Chordata; Actinopteri; Perciformes; Anarhichadidae
Product: zinc finger protein with KRAB and SCAN domains 4-like
Exons: 4
Coding region: 155-1573 (472 amino acids)
Biological process (GO): regulation of transcription by RNA polymerase II
Molecular function (GO): RNA polymerase II cis-regulatory region sequence-specific DNA binding; DNA-binding transcription factor activity, RNA polymerase II-specific
Source: RefSeq, a predicted model, not a curated record
GGUUUGUGUCGGUACUGUUUACGUCAGGUGAGAGAGAUCGACACCAGACAAACGGAGCGGGCCGCACGUGCGUUUCUGUUGUUUGAGCCACGGUGACCAGGACCGUCCUUGUUUGUCAACAAGUGGAUUUUAUUUUAUUUUAUUUAUUACAAACAUGUCUCCGGCCGCUACCUUCCACGCGCAGCUCGCCUCCAUCAUGGAGGUGCUGGCCAACACGGCGGUGGCGGAGAUCUGCGAGCUCGUGGACAGCGGAUACUCGGUGCUGCAGCUCGAGAUCUCGCGGAGCCGCAAAGAGAACGAGGUGCUGCGGAGGAAGCUGCGGCUCACGGAGCUCAGAGCCGCGCGGGCGAACGCCCCGCGAGCCGCGGUCACCGCUGCCGGAAGCGGCGGAGGCGGAAACGCGCUGCUGCUCGCGAGCGGCCGAGCUCGCGCUCAGCUGCUUGCUCAUCACCCGGGCAACGGGCCAAGGAGAAGCGGAACACCGGGAGGCGAGGCGGUGCGCUCCAGAGUGUCCCACCAGGAGACCCAGAUCCGGAGCAGAGACCCAGACCCGUCUUCAGACUCUGGACAAGAUGCCCCACCGGGGACGCUCGCUGCAGCUGAGUCGACCAAAGUGACGGCCGCGGUGAUCAAAGUGGAGGACGACGAGGAGUCCUGGUCCCAACCUGAGCAGGAGAAAGAGUUUUGCCUUGUCGUUGACGGACAGGCACCGGAGACAGAAGCCCCGCCCCCGCUGACCAAACAGGAAGUGGCGGACGAAGGCGGCGGUUCGUCUCGGUCCUGGACGAACGGGGAGGUCGGCUCCGCCUCCAUGUCCAUCCAAACAACCCUCAGCGCCGGCCAGAGGUCAGAAACCAGCAGCUACGACUGCCUGAUGUAUGAGCCUCAGCUCCAACACGCCGCCCUCAGUACCCAGAAUCCUUUGAGUGAGGAUCCCGGCUGCUCCUACGCGUUGGACACCGGUGCGAGUGCCUCCGCUGCAUCUGACGUGGUCAGCGGCGGCGACUUCACUUUCACCGUCACUGAGGUGGUGAGUCUAUCUGCGGCGGAGCACCAGCAGCCUGCAGGUCUACACGGCAGCCAGCAGAGGGCGGCGCCGCCACCGCCUGCGGAGAAACCUCGGCUUCCUGCGAGGAAGGAGAUGCCGGAGAGACUCCAUGCUUUCAUGAGAAGGGACAGGUGGAGACCUCAGGACGACGACGGCGGCGGGAAGACGUUCAGCUGCACCUUCUGCGGUAAGACUCUGGCCUGCCUGAAGAACCUGAAGACCCACAUGAGGGUCCACACGGGCGAGAAGCCGUUCGUCUGCUCGCUCUGCGGCAAACGCUUCUCCGACUCCAGCAACCUGAAGCGCCACCAGAGCGUCCACACCGGCGAGAAGCGCUACGGCUGCGUCCACUGCGGGAAGCGCUUCGCCCAGUCGGGGUCCCUGAAGGUCCACAUGACGGUCCACACGGACUGCAAACAGUUCAGGUGCGCCUACUGCGGCAAAACCUUCAUCUCCGGCAGCCACCUGCGGCGCCACGUCACCGUGCACGGCGGGGAGAAACGGUUCACGCCGACGUUUCAGUGACGAGAGGCGGGGAUUAUGGGAACGUGGCAGCGAUGCAACGGACCGUAGAACUCACGGUUCAGAGUCACAGAUCAGCACAAAAGACGAGAGAGGGAGCCGAUCUAACUUAUUGAUCUCUGAUCACGUUUGUUUGCCGUCGAUACCGAUGAGACUACAUCAGAAUAUGAGCAGUUUUCAGCUCUUCCUCUGAAACACGACUUCACUGUGUGUCACCUCACGUCUGGGUCAUCGACUGCCAUGUCAGCUGUUUUUACAUUUUUUAAAGAUUUGAUCAUUUCCACAUUUGCGUGUAAAUGUGUCACUAAAGUACAAUAUCAACCAAAGUGUUGUGGAGUUUUUAAGAGCUUUAUUAAUUAAUAAUAAUACUGGUCGGGGCAAAUACUGAAGCGGUAGUCGGCUGUGUUUCUGGACUUAACGGGAGCCUGAAGGGAACGUGUACAACACAACACACACUUGUUCAUCACAUGUGGCAGGAGACGUUUCUUUCUAAAUCUGUUUGAGGGGAAACAAACCAGCGGGGUUUGGUUUUUGGGCCCCUCUGGCCCUCACCUACCAGGAAGAGACUCAAAAUCACCAAAAAGAAUGAUUAAAUGAGUACAAAGAGACAGAAACAGCUGCAGAAAGACUCACAACAACUAAGAAAAGUGGCAAAACAACCACUGAGACACAACAGUACUACAGGACAACUACAGAGAGACGCACGAUACUACAAGAGAAGGGCAACACAACCACGGACAGUAAAUAACUAAACAACUACAAAGAGACACAAAGCAGGCGUCUUGUCCUGUGUAGGAGAGCUGUAGUCUGUCCAGAGGACGGCUGUCUCAUAAUCCUCCACGUCUCUCCGUCACUUCCUCUUUGCUAAUACAGUUUGUCAUGUGACUUCAUUCUGUCCUUCAAUAACUCUGCAGGUUCACCUCCGCUGCCUCAUGAAAGCAGUAAAAGUUUAAAGUUUGAUAUUUAACUCACACAGACUUUGGUUUCUCUUGCUCUUCAUCUAACAUGUUGUUUCGUGUGCUGAGAACAUUUGCUCAGCUCAUCAGCUGUCUGCAGGUGAGCCAACGCUCAGCAGGUGUUAACUGAGGACUUCCUGUCCUCCACGUCAGUGGGCGGAGUCUUAAAGACCUGCAGAUCUGCUCUGCGUUGUUUUCUUAAGAUGUGCAUGUUUGAUGUCAGUCGAUCAGCAGCCGUUCCCUCCGUUGUUUAAACAUUGAGAUGAAACACGACGUCAUGUUUACAUCUUCAGAUUGACGGGUUUUUUGUGUCUUCGUCAUUUUGUAAUGAAAAUCAUCUUCAUCUGAACAGUGUGCAGGAAAGAUGCUUUUAUUCAUCGUCACCAUUUUAAUCUUUUGAUAAAUGUAUUUAUUCAUUUUACAGGAACAAUGAAAAUCUGUUUACACAUAAAACAAGUGAUUAAAAAUAAUAAUUAAAAAAAUGAAUUCACUAUCGUGUCCUCGAAGUUGUUUGUGGUCCUUUUGUUGU